GUUUAUUCCCACGCGUUUUGCGGCUCCUUUCUGCGCAUGCUCAGGAAUAAGUCCGGGCUCCAAAUUUAAAGUUAACGGCUGGCUAUUAAUUGGCUGGGGUGCGGUACUCGGUGUCUGAUUGGUGGGUAUCGAGUCGCGUCACCAGGUAGGACUGGGAAAGGGACGGGAGAGACAGUUGCCGCCGGCUUCCCUCACAGUUCUCCCUCUGGUCCGAUCACAGGCUAGUUAAGCCGUGAACGCAACAGUGAGAAGAAUUAUAGUGUGUUGUUUUGUUAGCGUUACCAUGUCUGGACGCGGGAAAGGUGGAAAGGGCCUAGGAAAAGGCGGUGCUAAGAGGCACCGGAAGGUCCUGCGGGAUAACAUCCAGGGCAUUACCAAGCCUGCGAUCCGCCGUCUGGCUCGCCGCGGCGGGGUGAAGCGCAUCUCGGGGCUGAUCUACGAAGAGACCCGCGGGGUGCUGAAAGUUUUCCUGGAGAACGUGAUCCGCGAUGCGGUGACCUACACCGAGCACGCCAAGCGUAAGACGGUGACAGCCAUGGACGUGGUCUACGCUUUGAAACGCCAGGGGCGCACCCUGUACGGCUUCGGGGGCUGAUUUCCCCCUGGGACCGAGCCGAAAAAAAUAUUCAACCCAAAGGCCCUUUUAAGGGCCACUUACUCCUGCAUAAAAAGAGUUGGUCUUGUGUAUUUGACAGGGAUAUUAACAUUGUGCUUAAAUCUGGUCUGGAC
Messenger RNA from Trachemys scripta elegans, 729 nucleotides. RefSeq names its product histone H4. Gene Ontology annotation, molecular function: structural constituent of chromatin; protein heterodimerization activity; DNA binding. The record is from RefSeq and is a predicted model, not a curated record. Gene Ontology annotation, cellular component: nucleosome. NCBI's taxonomy places the organism in Eukaryota, Metazoa, Chordata, Testudines, Emydidae. Bases 284 to 595 code for a protein of 103 amino acids. The transcript has a single exon. Gene Ontology annotation, biological process: nucleosome assembly.